AUGGAAGCCGGGAUCUUUUUGUUUCAUUACCUUGCUGUGACAGAAGAUACAAUAGAUUUGAUGUUAGCAACAGCUUCGAUGAAAACAGAAGAGAUUCAACAGUUUAUUGAUAAUUUACAAUUUGACGCAUUUGAAAACUUGGAGAUUGAAAAUGUAUUUGAAACACCUUCUUCGUUUGCUGACGAAACUAGUGUAGGAGUUUUUAUAACGAACAUAGCAGGUUUUUAUUUCCUUUCAUGGAAAACAGAAAUUCUUAAUAUAAUUGAUGAGUUAUUUAAAAAUACCUUGAGUGAAGAGGAAUACGCUGCGUUUAAUGGAAUGAAGUUACCUUUUGGAUUCCCGUUGUCAUGUAUAGAAACUAAUGCUGAAAAUUAUAUCGCAAGAAUAGAAUCAGCAACUGAAGAAUUCAAUUGGAUGAAAAAUAGUGUAAGAUCAUCUGCUAGAGCAAAUUAUUAA
This is a messenger RNA of Clunio marinus, 456 nucleotides long. NCBI's taxonomy places the organism in Eukaryota, Metazoa, Arthropoda, Insecta, Diptera, Chironomidae. The record is from the annotation of a GenBank genome assembly.